UUUAUAUAAAGUUAAAUUAAAUCUGAGUUCCGCGAAAGACUCAAAUCCUUUCCUCGUUUAUCUCCGCCUGGAUCUCGAAGACCAAACGAUGUCCGCCGCCGACGGAAUAUUCCGCUGCAUCUUCGAAGGCUGCAUCUCCGGCCUCGACUCCGCCAUCGAGCGGCGUCCUUACCACAAAAACUGCGACUGCGCGCUUCACGACGGCGCCAAGAAGAGUCAGAACCAGCGGCGGAAGCCUUGCCGGCGCCACGGGAGCUCGGAGAGCAUCUCGUUCCCGAUCCGAAGGUCGUGGAGCGAAGGCAACAUCAUGGCUAUGAACUUCCCGGCGGCUUCUUCGUCGUCUUCUUCGAAUCUACAGUCGCUUUCUUCGUCUUCUUCUCUCGCGACGCUGGCCGAUUUGCCGGCGGAGACGGCUGCGGUGGUGGAUCAGAGGAGACCUCGUCAGCUGGGGUGGACGAUCGACGAAGGUGAUGAUUGAUAGAUCAUUUUCCACGUUUAAGGUUGUUUGUUGUUAACUGCUAAUCUCCCGGAUUUAAUUUAAGUCUCGUCAUAAUUAUGUUUUCUAAUUUUUUGCUGGUUCCAAAAAAAACAAAAUCAAAACUUUGAAGAGAUUUGUGGAGUCUUUUUAUUUUAUUUUUGCGAUAUUGGAGUUAAAUAUCAUCAUUAAUUUGUGUAACUUUUUUUUGUUCAAUUCGUGGAGUCAUUGUCAUUAGACAACAGGGGAUUUCGAAUAUCUGUGGUUUCUACGUUCAUAGGGUGCCAUGUGUUUGGGGAGUCAAAUGUUAUUGUUAAUGGCUUAGUGUGGAUCUCGUAAGCAAUGUAUGAAAAGGAAAUCAAACGUAUAAAUUUUUAAGCA
Brassica oleracea var. oleracea is the source of this 856-nucleotide messenger RNA. RefSeq lists its product as uncharacterized. The transcript has a single exon. The record is from RefSeq and is a predicted model, not a curated record. NCBI's taxonomy places the organism in Eukaryota, Viridiplantae, Streptophyta, Magnoliopsida, Brassicales, Brassicaceae. Bases 89 to 478 code for a protein of 129 amino acids.